Molecule: messenger RNA, 3217 nt
Organism: Scatophagus argus
Lineage: Eukaryota; Metazoa; Chordata; Actinopteri; Scatophagidae
Gene: capn12
Product: calpain 12
Exons: 23
Coding region: 256-2649 (797 amino acids)
Biological process (GO): negative regulation of apoptotic process; proteolysis
Cellular component (GO): cytoplasm
Molecular function (GO): calcium-dependent cysteine-type endopeptidase activity; calcium ion binding
Source: RefSeq, a predicted model, not a curated record
ACCUUAGUUAUUAUUUAACUUGGAAGCCUAAACUUUUUUUCUGGGGCUUCUUAAAAUUCGGACCUCUGUGCACCGAAAUGAAAAUGUGACGCCUUGCUAUGCAUUUUUACAUUUCUAAUAAUUUCCCUGGACAGCAAACUGAAUAAGUAAAGAUGCCAGAAGUUAAUACAUUUUGGAGAUUAUUUGGUUUUGGGUUGUUUUUUUUUUAGUACAGGUGCUGGCGGGGGCAGCCUGCACAGCUGCCCAGUUGUUAUUAUGCGUGUCUUGCAGUCUAACAGCAGCUUGUUGCUUCUUCCUGACCACCGAUGCAAGGGUGAUUCGACGAUAAAUUUGGGUGAGAUGAAAGAGGCUGCCUGCACCGUGUCAUUACUCCGACUCCAGCUCUCCACGGCCCCCGGCGCUCUGCAUACCUUUCCUGGUUCGGCAGAGCCGGGGAGGCGCUCCAAAGUGAGCCCUCACUUGUUGAGGAUGGCGACUGACAAGGAGGCACAUCUGGGCUCCAUCGAGAAUCCGAUCAAGUUUAGAGGUCAGGACUUCAAGACUCUCCUGGAGGAAUGUCUGAUGUCCGGAGAGCUGUUUGCUGACCCAGCCUUUCCAGCUGAGCAGAACUCCAUCGGUAUGCCGGAAGAUCCGGAUCCAAAAAAGGCGAUUAAGUGGCAGCGACCCAAGGAAAUCGGUGUGAAUGCUGUGUUUGUGGAGGGCACCACUGGAACCACUGACAUCUGUCAGGGCCAGCUCGGUAACUGCUGGCUGCUGGCAUCCCUGUCCUGUCUCACCCUGCACCCUACGCUCUUUGUGAAGGUGGUGCCCCCCAAUCAAAGCCUGUCCGAGUCUUAUGCUGGGAUCUUCUAUUUUAGGUUCUGGCAGUAUGGUGAGUGGGUGGAGGUGGUUGUGGAUGACAGGCUGCCAGUACGCGAAGGCCGUCUGCUCUUCAGCUACUCUCACACCCGCAACGAGUAUUGGAGCGCCCUGGUGGAGAAAGCCUAUGCCAAGUUAGUCGGAUGCUAUGGAGGCCUGAAGGGGGGAAACAUAUCAGAGGGGAUGGAGGAUUUUACAGGAGGCAUUGCCUACACGAUGGAGGUCUCAUCACGUACUCCUCGAGUCCUCUGGAGGUCUCUGACGGCUGCCCUCACUCGAGGCAGCCUGCUCAGCUGCUUCAUCCAGGCCAGCAGCUACCGUGAGGUUGGUAAAGUGACAGGAGAAGGGCUGAUAAAGGGCCACGCUUACGCCAUCACUGACACUGAAAAGGUGAUGAAAGCAACAGAUGAGAUUUUGUUGCUGAGGCUGAGGAACCCCUGGGGUUUCGUCGAAUAUCGCGGACCCUGGAGUGACAAGAGUAAAGAGUGGGAUGACGUGGACAAAGCAGAGAAAGAAAGGAUUGAGCUGAAAAGCAAAGAAGAUGGAGAAUUCUGGAUCAGUGCUGAGGACCUAUCCAGCCUGUUCGACAUCGUGGAGCUCUGCAGUAUGAAUCCUGACCCUCUGGUGGAGGGAAACACGCCGGCCUCCCCUUCCUCUACUGCCUCCCCAUCAGCCUGGACCAUCAGUGAACAUGAAGGAUUCUGGUCACCGGGGAGCUCUGCUGGCGGUAGCCGCAGAUACAACAAGUCGUUCUGGAGGAAUCCACAGUUCCAGUUGGUUCUCAAAGAGCAGGACCAAUCAGAUGAUGAGGACGAUGAUGAUGAUGAUGAUGAUGAUGAUGAUGAUGAUGAUGAUGAAGACGAUGAGGAGGCAAUGACCCCAGAGGAGAAGAAGAGAGCGGAGAAACAGAAGCAGAAAGCCAAAAAGUGCACUGUGUUGGUGGAGCUGCUUCAGAAAAACCGCAGGCAGAAGGACAAAGUCCACUUCCUCUACAUAGCUUUCCACAUCUACAAGGUUCCUUCUGAGCUCCAGGGUGCGUGUCUGAGCCGCAGCUUCUUCAUGAAAAAUCGCCCCGUGGGCCGUUCUGGGAAAUAUAAAGCUCAGCGGGGCGUGUGGAGAAAGCUGCAUCUGGACCCGGGUAACUACAUCAUUGUGGCGUCCACCUAUCGACCCAACCAGCCCGGAGAGUUCUUUGUUCGCAUUUUCUCCAAGACUGGAAACACUCUGGGGACUCAGGACUUCACCUGCUCCUCUGGCUUCCUCCCUGUUAUGGCCACUCCUGUCUCACCUGAGAAUCAAAUAAAAGUUCAGAAGACUUUUGAUGAGGUGGCUGGCCCAGAUGACAGACUGAACGCCAAGGAGCUCAUGACACUGUUCAACUCAGCUCUUGACAAAGAUUACCAUCUGCCACUGGAGACAUGCAGACAGCUCAUCUUUGGAGAGGAAACUAAAGGGCGCUCCAGCCUCAGCCGUAAACAAACAGAAACCCUGCUGUCCAGUCUGCGCAAUCUGCAGUCUGUCUUUUUCCAGUUUGAUGAGGACUCCUCUGGGACCAUGAGUCCCUUUGAACUCAGCACAGCGCUGCAAGCUGUUGGAAUGCAGUGUGAUAACAGGGUACUUCAGCUGCUGUCUGAACGGUUUGCCUCUGGAGACCUUCACAUGCCCUUCCACAGCUUUGUGUCAUGUGUCACCAGGCUGCGGAAGCUUUUUGCUCUGUAUGAAUCAGAGACCAGUCAAGAGGUGAAAGACAGAGGAAUCAACUCUUGGCUGCUUCAGUUCCUGACAGUGUGAAGUCACUUCAGGAAGACGGUCUCCACAUCAGACCCAGCUGAGCCACAGCAUGCUGUGAUUAUAAACUUUUUAACGUUUUUAAACAUGUGUGCCUUAUUCCAGAGCAGCUGCUGUGGCUAUCAGUUUGUGCUUUGCCUUAAUACUUAUCUCAGCUUGUACUGCUCUCGUACUUCUGGCUAUAGCUUCGAUAGAAGUUCAGCUUUAUUGUCAUCAUACAAUACAAGACAGCUCAAUGAAAUGCAAUUGUCAUCCUCGCCACACUACACACACACACACACACACAGAAAAGGUGUUCAAAUAUUUAAAAUAGGAGAGAAUAAAAACUAAAGUAAACGCCAAAUAAAAUAGACCAAAGUGUAUAAAAAUAGAGCUAAAAGAAAAAAAUUAAUGGACGCAAAAUGUAUAAUAUGUGCAUAUAAAGAGUACCCCAUCAUUUGAUGUCAUGCAUUAUGCAGUGUUAAUCAAUUAAUUGUUGUGUUUUGCUGUCAUAUUACUCAACAAAACUUAUUUCAUAUCUACAAAUGUGAGUUUACAGGUGUCCUUAUUCCUCUUGUCCUAUUAAAGCAUU